CAAAAUUUACAGGCACCUAGCAACGCUUAAAAAUAUGACAUAUUACUUCUAACCUACCAAAGUAUCAAACAUAGUGUGUUUCGUCCGUAAAUGUUUCUUUAAAAAGAAACUUCUAACUAAAAAUGAUAACAUCAACGUUGACAAUCUAUAUAAAUGUUCGUGAAACCCCAUGAGACAACAGUUUGAAAAAAAAACGCUACUGAAAUCUCAGUAGGCGUUGUAGCACAUAAAAGUCAAAUUUCAUGCUUUGUCGCAAGCCGCCACUUUAUUUCGGUUUGUUUAAAAUGGAUUCCAAAAUAGUGCUGAUAUUUCUGGGGACACUGUUAAGUGUCAAUUGUCUUGUCGAAAAAUUGCUGCUAGCGCCGAAAGUUCAACAGGCACCUGAGAAACAACAUGACCGUGUCAGGAGAGAUAGUCCAUUUUCAGCUCCAGCGCAACCUAACGUGGUGGUCAUGUCCAGUGGAAGCAGACAUGGAGUCCCCAACUCAAUGUACCGAGGUUCUUACAAUGGCGGGGGGGGCUCGUACGGAGUUAGUGGCGCUGCUUAUGGCUCCGGCUCCAACAAAGGUCCUGCCGUGAUUGUCAAUAUGCCAGAAUCCGGAUCCUGUAAAAAAAAGAAAAAUAAGAAAAAAUCGCUAUUUUAAAAAUAUGACAACUACAUACAGCCUGUAAUAGCCCCGUACUACGUCCCAACAAGAAUAAUAUAGACAAUGUUUACAAAAACAUUCCUGUACUUAUAAUGUAUUAAGAAACAACUUGUUCAAAAAUAAACUUUAUUCACAUAGUUAGAA
Molecule: messenger RNA, 791 nt
Organism: Trichoplusia ni (cabbage looper)
Lineage: Eukaryota; Metazoa; Arthropoda; Insecta; Lepidoptera; Noctuidae
Exons: 7
Coding region: 243-644 (133 amino acids)
Source: RefSeq, a predicted model, not a curated record